This is a messenger RNA of Hevea brasiliensis (rubber tree), 2802 nucleotides long. Its product is annotated as MA3 DOMAIN-CONTAINING TRANSLATION REGULATORY FACTOR 2. The coding region runs from base 474 to 2648 and encodes 724 amino acids. The transcript is spliced from 5 exons. The record is from RefSeq and is a predicted model, not a curated record. Lineage: Eukaryota; Viridiplantae; Streptophyta; Magnoliopsida; Malpighiales; Euphorbiaceae. Gene Ontology annotation, biological process: negative regulation of DNA-templated transcription.
UCACUAGACCAACGGUUUUCCCGGGCAUUUUUUUCCCGUUUCAGAAGGCUUAACAAAUGGCGGUGUGUGGCAUUGGAUGAGGAGGAGCUUCUUCUCACGAGAUCCGCCUUCAAUGCUAACUAAUUUCGCUGCUUUAUCUUCUAGCAUCCACUUCUUCCCUCUUUCACACCAAUUUAAUUUCCUAAAUCCGGCAACCUACGUUUUACCAUUUUCCGAUCGCCGGCGCGCACUGUCGCUCUGGCGACCUCCUCUCUGGGUGUUCUAUUUCGAGGUUCUUAUUGAACUGGAGCAAGUGGAUAAAAAAAUUCAAGGGUUUACUACUUCUACUGAUUCAAGAAAAUAUGUGAUGAGCAACAGAGGAUUCCACUGGCCAGAGUUGCUGACUCAAUAUUUAGUUAGUUUACACAGAUUGAUGGUCUACAAAUUUGCCUCUCUGAACCAGUGAUUGGUUUGCUGAGUAAAAUUUCAGGGUGAUGGAGUUUGGUGAUAGUUUUUUAUCAAACGAAAACCAAGAGCUUGCACGAUCUGCUUCAGAAAGUGCAGAACCAUUAUCUGUUUCUCCAUUGCAAAUCUCAGUGAAUACGAAGUCUCCAAAAUGGCCAAAGUCACCAAGGCCCCCAAACUCACCCAGGUCUCCAAAGGCACAUGGCAAACUUGGCACUAGCAAAGGAAGUCCAAGCAAGGGGAGCCUACUCAAGUAUGAUAGGGAUGGGUGCUCUAAAAUAGAUGGUGAAGGUACUUGGGGAGGACUUCUUGAUGCAGAAUACAAUUAUUCUGUUGAUCCCAGUGACCCAAAGUAUGAUUGCAAUGAGGAAUGUGAUCAUAGAACUGGGAGAAAAUUUACAGUAGAUUUUGAGGAGUACAAGAAGAAGACAACAAUAAUAGUAGAGGAAUACUUUGCAACUGAUGAUAUUGUCUCCACUGCCGAUGAAUUGAGUGAACUUGGAAUGCCUGGUUAUAACUAUUAUUUUGUAAAGAAACUUAUAUCUAUGGCUAUGGACAGGCAUGAUAAAGAGAAGGAAAUGGCUGCUGUCCUUUUAUCUGCUCUCUAUGCUGACAUCAUUGAUCCUUCACAAGUUCACAAAGGGUUUAGUAAAUUGGUGGAGUCUUCAGAUGACUUAAUUGUAGAUAUACCUGACACUGUUGAUAUUCUUGCACUGUUCAUUGCCAGAGCCGUCGUUGAUGACAUACUUCCACCUGCAUUUUUGAAAAAACAAAUGGCAUCUUUACCAGCAGAAUCAAAGGGGGUUGAUGUAUUAAAAAGAGCUGAAAAGGGCUAUCUAGCAGCCCCUCUUCAUGCAGAAAUUAUUGAGCGCCGAUGGGGAGGCAGUAAGAAUAAAACGGUUGAGGACGUGAAUGCUAAUAUAAACAAUUUGCUAGUAGAGUAUCUAGUGAGUGAUGAUAAGAAAGAAGCUUUCAGAUGCAUCAAGGAUUUGAAUGUUCCUUUCUUUCAUCAUGAAAUAAUUAAACGGGCUAUUAUAAUGGCAAUGGAAAGGCAGCAAGCUGAAGGCCAGCUACUGGAUUUGCUUAAGGAUGCUGCUCAAGAAGGAUUGAUUAAUACAAGCCAAAUAACCAAAGGAUUUAACCGGAUUAUAGAUGCUGUGGAUGACUUGUCCUUAGACAUUCCAGAUGCAAGAGGGAUAUUGCAGUCUUUAAUUUCCAAGGCUGCUUCAGAAGGUUGGUUGAGUGCUUCAUCUUUGAAGUCACUCUCAUUAGCACCAGUGAAACAACCUUUGGAAGACAAUGCUACCAAAAUUUUCAAGACAAAGGCUCAAUUUAUUAUUCAAGAAUAUUUCUUGUCUGGUGAUAUUUCAGAGGUCAGUAGUUGUCUCGAAUCAGAGAAUGGUAAUGGUGUUGCUGAACUGAAUGCUGUCUUUGUUAAAAGAUUGAUAACUUUAGCAAUGGAUAGAAAAAAUAGGGAAAAGGAAAUGGCUUCUGUUUUGUUGUCAUCUUUGUGCUUCCCGGCUGAUGAUGUUUUGAAUGGAUUUGUUAUGUUGAUAGAAUCUGCAGAUGACACUGCUCUGGAUAAUCCAGUUGUUGUUGAGGAUCUUGCAAUGUUUUUAGCCAGAGCAGUGGUGGAUGAAGUGUUGGCCCCACAACACUUGGAGGAAAUUGAAAGCCAGUUUUUAGGGCUAGAGUCAAUUGGAAGCAAGGUCCUUCGAAUGGCAAAUUCAUUACUAAAGGCUCGACUUUCUGGGGAGCGAAUCCUAAGGUGUUGGGGUGGAGCAGGUAGCAGCAGACCUGGAUGGGCAGUUGAGGAUGUUAAGGAUAAAAUUGGGAAGUUGCUGGAGGAAUAUGAUUCUGGAGGAGACAUCAGGGAAGCUUCCCGCUGCAUAAAGGAAUUAAACAUGCCAUUUUUUCACCAUGAGAUCGUUAAAAAAGCAUUGGUGACAAUCAUUGAGAAAAAGAAUGAAAGAUUAUGGCGACUGCUUAAUGAGAGUUUCUGUUCAGGGCUCAUAACCUCGUACCAGAUGAUGAAAGGUUUUGGUAGGGUAGCAGAAACUCUUGAUGACUUGGCUCUGGAUGUUCCUGAUGCUAAGAAACAGUUUGUACAUUAUGUUGAGAAAGCUAAAGUUGCAGGGUGGUUGGAUUCCUCAUUUUGUUUCGACAAAUCAGGACAUGAUAUAGAGAAUGGCACUUGUCCAUGAUAAUGGGUUCUGCUCUUGGUCUUCUCAAAUUUCUUCGCAACUCCCUGAUCAAACUCAUGAAUAGUAGCAGAUGGAUUGCAUUUGGUUUCUCAUAUCAAUUACAGGAUUCAGGGAUAUUUUGACGCGCUUUCCAUUUUACUUAAGCGUGCUUGGA